UGGUCCUCGGAGGAGACCCGCGGAGGACCCGCGCCUCCCCUCGACUCUUGGCGGGCGAGACCUGGCUCCCUGAAGAGGCGCCCUUGAUGGCCCUGCGCGCCGGGACAGCCUGGUUGGGGCAGGUCUGGCGCACAGUGUGCAGGCUGCACGGUCCUUGGUCUAGACGCUCCAGCAGCCUCCUGUGUCUGUCUCCCUCCCAGGAGCCCGAGCAGGGAGGCGGAGAGCAGCCUCGGCGGCCGCAGCAGCAGCAGCGACAGCAGCAGCAGUUUCAGCACCAAGGACAGCAGCCUCCCCGAGGGAGCCCGCGCAGCAGCCGCCCCUCGCCGCUCGCCUCCGUGGGCGGCUGCCUCUGCUGCACCCUGUCGGAUCCUCGGGCGCCCAGGGGGGGACAUGGUCCCCUCCGUGGGCCCUUCCUUGCGGCCAUGAAGCGGCAGAACGUGCGGACCCUGUCCCUCAUCAUCUGCACGUUCACCUACCUGCUGGUGGGGGCGGCCGUCUUCGAUGCCCUGGAGUCCGACCACGAGAUGCGCGAGGAGGAGCAGCUGAAAGCCGAGGAGACCCGGCUCAAGGGGAAAUACAACAUCACCCACGACGACUACCAGCAGCUGGAAGAGAUCAUCAUGCAGUCGGAACCCCACCGGGCCGGGGUCCAGUGGAAAUUCGCAGGGUCUUUCUACUUUGCCAUCACAGUCAUCACCACCAUCGGUUAUGGGCAUGCAGCCCCAGGAACGAAUGCUGGGAAGGCUUUCUGCAUGUGCUACGCUGCCCUGGGCAUUCCUUUGACACUGGUCAUGUUCCAGAGCCUUGGUGAACGCAUGAACACCUUUGUCAAGUACCUCUUGCAACGGAUGAAAAAGUGCUGCCGAAUGAGGAGCACAGAUGUCUCCAUGGAGAAUAUGGUGGCCGUGGGCUUCUUCUCCUGCAUAGGGACCCUCUGCAUAGGAGCAGCAGCCUUUUCCCAUUGCGAGGAGUGGACCUUUUUCCAGGCCUUCUAUUACUGCUUUAUAACGUUGACUACGAUCGGGUUUGGGGACUAUGUGGCCCUUCAGACGAAAGGAGCCCUUCAGAAGAAGCCGCUCUACGUGGCAUUUAGCUUUAUGUACAUCCUAGUGGGAUUGACAGUCAUUGGGGCAUUUCUCAAUCUGGUUGUUCUCAGGUUGUUCAUGAACAUUGAGGAAGAGAGGCGGGAGGCCGAGGAGCAGGCGUCCCUGGCAGGGAACCGCAACAGCAUGAUUAUUCACAUUGAAGAGGACUCCCAGCAUGGCCGGCCACGGUACAAAGCAGAGGUGACAGACCUUCAGUCAGAUUGUUCCUGCAUGUGCUACAGGUCCCAUGAAUACACCAGCCGGGUUGUGUCCCACCAGAAUUCCUUCAGCUCCAAGCUGAACCUUCAGUACUUUCAUUCCAUCUCCUACAAGAUAGAGGAGAUCUCGCCAAGCACAUUAAAAAACAGCCUUUUCCCCUCCCCUGUAAGCUCCAUCUCACCCGGGUUGCACAGCUUUACAGAUAGCCACCGGCUGAUGAGACGGCGGAAAUCCAUCUGAAGUCAGUUGUCUUUGGGGGUUUCGGUCCUUUAUUCCUAAGAUUGUUUGGGUGUUUUAAAAACAGGAGUUCCUCUACUGAGCCUGAAGGAGGCUAACGGUAAGGAGGAAAGAAAGCAAAUCCCUUUUCGGAGACUCAGCCCUGGAGCAUGACGCAUGGAUGAACCUUUUUCCAGCAAAGUAUGCCUUACAUUGACCCUCCCCUUGAUAGUCGGAAGAUUCGAGGUGACGGGAAGUGGGUAUCGAAAUCCAAAGUUGCACACAUAGCUGGGAGCCUUUCAUGUGCCACACCGGCACUCUUGACCUAACGAACUCUUGUUUUCUGCCCUCACAAGCAGGUCGCUGUGUGUGUGAGCUCGGGUGCGUAUGCGUGUGUUGAGAGUGUGGGUAUGGGUGCGCACACGCAAUUCCACAACUAGUGCCAUGCGACUAACAAAAGAGUAUCUAUCCAAGCAUCAGGUAUUGGUUUUCUUUCCUUUUGAUUCUUCCUUUUUAAGCAGUCGUGUUCUGGCCUGCUUUU
Molecule: messenger RNA, 2061 nt
Organism: Hemicordylus capensis (graceful crag lizard)
Lineage: Eukaryota; Metazoa; Chordata; Lepidosauria; Squamata; Cordylidae
Gene: KCNK9
Product: potassium two pore domain channel subfamily K member 9
Exons: 2
Coding region: 87-1544 (485 amino acids)
Biological process (GO): stabilization of membrane potential; potassium ion transmembrane transport
Cellular component (GO): membrane
Molecular function (GO): potassium ion leak channel activity
Source: RefSeq, a predicted model, not a curated record